Messenger RNA from Toxorhynchites rutilus septentrionalis, 1455 nucleotides. Its product is annotated as seminal metalloprotease 1-like. Gene Ontology annotation, molecular function: metalloendopeptidase activity; zinc ion binding. Lineage: Eukaryota; Metazoa; Arthropoda; Insecta; Diptera; Culicidae. The transcript is spliced from 3 exons. The coding region runs from base 564 to 1391 and encodes 275 amino acids. The record is from RefSeq and is a predicted model, not a curated record. Gene Ontology annotation, biological process: proteolysis.
UGGAUUAUGUGAAGAACAUACAAAUCGAUCACAUGCUUGCCGAAGAAUCGUAUCGGAAAAUCUGCUCACAAAGGUCCGCUUGCUGUAAAGUCCAGUAAAACUUUAGCAGACAAGCGCUUUGUCUGCUGAAUCACUCUGAUGACGAUGACAACCUCAUUUUGUGAUAAUUUUUGUCAAUAACGAGAACUGAUGCAUUCCAUUGGUAAAAUUCUUUCAUCCCAUAACUGUGACAAAGAACGUUGGAAUGCGAAUGGAAUCUGUCUUUGUUUUGAUAUCUUGAUGGGGAAUGAUUCUUUUUUUUCUCGUGCUCUCGAUACAGGAGAAUGAUAAAGGUAGGUUAUUUACAAACAAUCAUUCUACGUAGUACGGAUAUCUUUUUAAAAGACUAUCGGGGCUCAAUCAGCUGACUGUCCGAUAGCAGAAAGAUUUACGGUACGACCAAUCUGAUCUGAUUUGCCAAUUAUUCGCAAGCUAUAAAACAGUACCAUCGGGGCGCGUAAUCCUUGAGUUGUAAAAUUUAAUCCACAGAUAUUACACGAUUUUUUUUUCUGCGAAGUAAAAUAAUGUUCACGCUUUUAAUUAUACUGGUUGUGGUUAGUACUUCUUGCAAUGGAGCACCCUCAUUGAGGAUUUUUGAAAACUCACCAGAGAAUGUUGCACGCCUACAGAACCUUCAGCCGGGAGAUCUGGCCGAGGAGUUGAGCGGUCAAUUCGAGGGUGAUAUGAUCCUAACCGAUGAGCAAUACCUGGAGCUGUUUCGGCGGAAUGGUAUGAUAGCGAAUAAAUAUCGCUGGCCAGAGAACACGGUUUACUAUGAAAUCGAGGAGGAAUAUUUCACCGAGGGUCAGAUCAACUAUAUCCUCACCGCCAUGCGGACCAUCGAGAGAGCGUCAUGUGUGAGAUUCAGACCGCGUGAUCCAAAUAAUCCGGACUACAUCCGAGUGCAUGGCGAUGGAUCGGGUUGUUCCGCAACGGUGGGACAUAUUGGGGGGAGUCAGAGCAUCAAGUUGCAACCCUAUGAGCUGGAUCAGGGAUGCUUUAGGAUGGGCAGUAUUAUCCAUGAAUUCAUUCACGCUCUCGGAUUCCGGCAUAUGCAAAGUACGUACAAUCGAGACGAAUACGUACAGAUCGAGUGGGAAAAUAUUCAACCCGGUACCGAGCACAACUUCCUGCUGUACGAGGCGGACAAGGUAAGCAACUUUGGGACGGAAUAUGACUACGGAAGCAUUAUGCAUUACAGUUCCACGGCGUUUAGUAUCAACAAACAGAAAACAAUUGUACCGCUAAAGCCAACAAAAGAAACCAUGGGCCAAAGAGUCGCUAUGAGCGAAAAGGACAUCUUCAAAAUCAACAGGAUGUACAAUUGUUUCCUGAAGGGAGCUACGACUUAAAAAUAAAUGUGAUAAAUAUUGUUAUACAACCAAUGUCGAAGAAAGUGUUUGACGAAGGAUCAUA